AUGACUCUUCAGUUUCUGGCGGGUGUGGCGGUGCUUGGGUGCUUGGUGGCAACAGGGGAGGCCUCAUACGAAGUGGCACCAGGGUAUGUUAGACGAGAACGCGCAGGACUCAUUGAAAUACCGAGUGACGAUGAUGAAGAGCGCAGUAUUGAUCUUGAUCGUGACGAUCUUGCCAUCCAUCUCCAUGUUCCGCCGCUCGAACUAGCGGAUCUUCUUCACCUAGAACCGCAGGAAUGCAAGUACCCCGAGGAUGGUGAAGGUGUCGGCCGGCUGGAGCUGUCUGUCACGAACAAUCCAGGCGUCACUUUCCGUUGCCCCGGGGGACACGAGGAUGAGCUCGAACCACCUGAGCCCACUUUGGCCUACAGGGUAAACAGUGAUGGAAGUUGUGACACCACAGCCUCUAGCGACAUGGACAUUGCUCUUCCGAACGCCAUACUCGAAGAAGCUGUUUCCCACUACGGCCGGGGCUCCUUCUUUCUGCUCAUAAAUGGGCGACCCCUUGACAGCGAGAAGAAAGCAUGCUUUGUUUGCAAAGGGAAGACCGGAAGUAACAAGGGCAAGUCGUGCACGGUGAUUGUAACGGUCCCCAAAGCGUCCUUGCCAAAUUCUUGGGUGUGCGACCCCCUCCUUCCUCCAGGUGGAAACAUGGUGACGUUCCAAGGUGACGGGUCAGAGAAAACGGCUACCGUCCUCUGCCCACCAGGGUAUUCAAAUCUCGACUCACCAGACGAAGACGGCUAUGUAAUGACGGGUCCACAGUGUAUGACCAAAGCAAAGCUGGAAGAUGUCUUGGGGUCGGGCUCUACCAUCAAGACAGUAGAACUUAAGUCCCCACCACGUGGUGUUUCCAAAUCUUAUCAGGUCACCGCUACAUCUUCUUUCGCAAAACCGCGCAUUCUUUGCCUGGCAUGUGAACCUGGGAAGAAUGAACAGGUGUCCUCGUCUGCUCCAAACCGAUGCAUGGUUGAGGCCUUCCUCCCCGCAGCGGCUGCGGAAGUGUCCGAUGGAGACUCUGAUCUGCAAAAAGCAAGGGGUUUGAACUCUCAGGAGCCGCCCUCCGAAACCGGAACGUCUACCGUCACAACGUCUACCGUCACACCGUCUACCGUCACACCGUCUACCGGCGCAACAUCAGAUGAAGUAGUGCUUUCUUGUGCCACAUCCGCUGCCCUUCUUGCCGUCAUGUCUGGGUUAACGGCCGUUGCCAUGUGA
This is a messenger RNA of Neospora caninum, 1215 nucleotides long. Its product is annotated as srs domain-containing protein. The record is from RefSeq and is a predicted model, not a curated record. The transcript is spliced from 2 exons. NCBI's taxonomy places the organism in Eukaryota, Apicomplexa, Conoidasida, Eucoccidiorida, Sarcocystidae. Bases 1 to 1215 code for a protein of 404 amino acids.